This is a messenger RNA of Eublepharis macularius, 3962 nucleotides long. RefSeq names its product dymeclin (gene DYM). The coding region runs from base 267 to 2273 and encodes 668 amino acids. Gene Ontology annotation, cellular component: Golgi apparatus. Lineage: Eukaryota; Metazoa; Chordata; Lepidosauria; Squamata; Eublepharidae. Gene Ontology annotation, biological process: Golgi organization. The record is from RefSeq and is a predicted model, not a curated record. The transcript is spliced from 17 exons.
CUAUGCUGAAGGGAUGGAACGUUGAGACGACGUGGAAAAAUGGAGGCGGUUUGCCUGAACCGCUGAGGAGGGAAGUCCGGGCGAGUGAGGGAGGGAGGCAGUGCGCGCGUGCGCGCACACGCAGGAACGCGCGCGCUUCCUCUCCCCCUUCCAAUUACCGUGGAGAGGCGGCGGCGCGCGUUCCCUGACGGUGGAGGAGACGGAGGAGGUGGAGCGCGCCGCCCCCUUCCCAUCACCUCCCCGGGAGCAUACCAAACAGUAAGAAGAUGGGAGCAAAUGGCAGCAGCAUCAGUGAGCUCCCGGAAAAUGAAUACUUAAAAAAAUUGUCGGGACCAGAGGCGAUCUCAGAGAACGACCCGUUCUGGAAUCAGCUGCUUUCUUUUAGCUUUAAUACCCCAACAAACAGCUCCGAGUUAAAGCUUUUGGAAGAAGCUGCCCUGUCAGUCUGCAAGUCUUUAGUGGAGAACAAUCCUCGGACAGGCAAUCUUGCUGCGCUGAUUAAAGUCUUCCUUUCUAGAACCAAAGAGUUAAAAAUUUCAGCAGAAUGUGAAAACCACCUCUUCAUCUGGCAAGCUCACAACGCCUUGUUUAUUAUCUGCUGCCUGCUCAAAGUGUUGAUCUGCCAGAUGCCGGAAGAGGAACUGCAGCUACAUUUUACCUAUGAGGAAAAAACAUCAGGAUCUUACGGUUCAGAAUGUGAAGACCUAAUGGAAGAGUUACUGUGUUGCCUCAUCCAGUUGAUAGUCGAGAUUCCUCUUCUAGACAUAACGUACAGUAUUUCUCUUGAAGCUGUGACUACCCUUGUUGUUUUCCUUUCCUGCCAGCUUUUCCACAAGGAAAUCCUGCGGGAGAGCAUCGCUCACAAGUAUCUCAUGCAUGGCCGAUGUCUCUCGUACACCAGCAGACUUGUGAAAACGUUGCUCUAUAACUUUAUCCGACAAGAGAGAAGCCCUCCGCCAGGUGCUCACGUCUUUCAAACGGAGUCCGACGGAGGAGGCCUACUUUACGGGAUUGCAUCAGGCGUAGCAACUGGCCUGUGGUCGGUGUUCACAUUAGGAGGAGCGGGAAGCAAGCGGAGUCCUCAGCAGGAAGAGUCUUCUCCUCUAGCUAAUCAAAGUCUUCUGCUGCUGCUCGUAUUAGCCAAUAUUACGGAUGCUCCCGACGCACCAAACCCUUACAGACAAGCGAUUAUGUCCUUUAAGAACACACAAGAUAGCACAGCUCUUCCAUCACCAAAUCCUCACGCCUUCCAGAUUAAUUUCAACAGUUUGUACACCACCUUGUGUGAACAGCAGAACUCUGAUCAAGCCACCCUCCUUCUAUACACUCUGCUUCAUCAGAACACCAAUGUCCGAACAUACAUGUUGGCUCGAACGGAUAUGGAAAAUCUGGUGUUGCCGAUUCUUGAGAUCCUUUAUCAUGUUGAAGAAAGAAACUCGCACCAUGUUUACAUGGCUCUGAUAAUCUUGUUAAUCCUUACCGAAGAUGAUAGUUUCAAUCGGUCCAUUCAUGAAGUGAUACUGAAGAAUAUUACGUGGUACUCAGAACGUGUGUUAACAGAAAUUUCCUUGGGGAGUCUCCUGAUACUUGUAGUAAUAAGAACUAUUCAGUACAACAUGACACGGACAAGGGACAAAUACCUUCAUACAAAUUGUUUGGCAGCACUAGCCAAUAUGUCAGCACAGUUCCGCUCACUUCAUCAGUAUGCUGCUCAGAGGAUCAUCAGUUUGUUCUCGCUGUUGUCCAAGAAGCACAACAAAGUUUUGGAGCAGGCCACUUCCUUGAGAAGUCCCCUCGCUUCGGAUGAUUCUCCACAUCCGGAUUACGCGCAGGAUCUGAAUGUGAUUGAAGAAGUCAUUCGAAUGAUGUUGGAGAUCAUCAAUUCCUGCCUGACAAACUCUUUAAACCAUAACCCUAACUUAGUGUAUGCACUGCUUUAUAAGCGGGAUCUCUUUGAGCAAUUUCGAACUCACCCUUCUUUCCAAGAUAUAAUGCAGAAUAUAGAUUUGGUGAUCAGCUUCUUUAGCUCCCGAAUUGAGCAAGCUGGGGCAGAGUUGUCAGUGGAGCGUGUUCUGGAAAUCAUCAAGCAAGGAGUUGUGGCGCUUCCCAGAGACAGACUUAGAAAGUUUCCAGAGCUGAAGUUCAAGUACGUUGAGGAGGAGCAGCCUGAGGAAUUCUUCAUCCCCUAUGUCUGGUCGCUCGUUUACAACUCUGCUGUGGCCCUUUACUGGAACCCACAAGACGUCCAGCUCUUCACUAUGGAUUCUGGCUGACAGAGGAGUGCCCACUCCUGCCCAGUGUAUAUCUGUGACCGCCCCUUCUCCCAGAAUACACCCUUUCAACCCAGUGCAUACUAAGGAGGAAGCUUGUUUAGCCUUGUCUGGUCCCAGUGCUAUUUCUAGGGGUAGGGGGCAUCCAGAAACCGGAAUAUUAUGGGAUGAGACUAUAUACUUACUUUUAUUUGUAUAUUUGUAAAAACUAGGAGACUUUGCAGUAGCAUUGGGGAAAUGGGGGGCUUCAGACAUGAAGUGAGAUACCGGUACCAGCCAGGUUCUUCUGAAUGUAAUAUAGAUGGAUUUGGGAAAAUACAUUUUGAUUGAGAAAUCAGCAUUUGCCACUUGAUUUCCUUCCAAACUUCUGUGGGCCCGGUUACACUUCGUUUGGGCUUCCCAACAAGAAUUCCUUUAAGUAGUGUGCGUAAUAGAAAAGUUAUCUGGAUUAAUGCAGUGUGCAUGGUACCUUAUCCAAGAGGCGAAGGAUAAAGCCUAGAUUUUAAAAAGGUAGAUUGGAGGGGGAUGGUAAAUAAAAAGACCCACGAUUUUGACAGCACACUUUAAAAAUUGUUUUUCUGGGGCUAGUAGUAUUUGCAGAAAUCAAACAGUAAGAGGAGCCCACCAGGAACAUUUCCUACACAAGCAGCAUCCAUGCUAAUGAAGAUCAUGGCAGACACGUUCUUGCUGGUUCAUGUCCAUUUACUUCCACGGUGUUAAGCGCUUUAUUGCACAUUAGGAGGCUACUAUUGAAAUUGACCAUGUAAAACAAAUUUUGCAAAGAGGACUUUUUUGAGACGGUGAAGGAGAAGCACCACAAAAGAAAGAAAAGAAAAACACGGACAAACUCAUGACAGCGAGGGGGGAGAAACUCCCCAGAAGAGGAACGCGCGUUCCACCUCCCCAUGUUUCCCAGGAAACCAGUGCAAUGUGGAUUGAUGCGCAUGCCUUUGAACAUUGAAAGAAAUGAAUUUCCCAUAAUAUGCUUUUUUUUCUUUUCCCAAAUUUUUCCUGGUUUAAAGGGAAUUGGCAAAAUAGCAAACUGGACCAGGCGGGGGUGGGGGUGGGGGGUGGGAAAGGAAGGUUUUUAAAGUAAGAGUGUCGUUUCAGAUUGAACUUUGCCUAGUGGCGACUGCUUUCAAAAACGCUGAACAGCACGCCAGAUUGCGGAGAAAAGGGAACUGAGAACACGCGCUGCUUCAUAGCUUGUGUCGCUUGCUUUGUCACAGAAAGAAUAUGGCACAUUUAUUCCACUGGUGGGGGGGUCCCACAGUCUGCUGAAUGGCUUUUGUGCAGAAUAUCUGGCUAUAUUUUUUUAACCUCCUGACAAACGUUAAAAAGAUGUUUUCCUUCUGCCUAUUUAUCAGCAAGGUCCCAUAGUUUUUGUGCACAAUUGGAACUUUAAAUAUCCCUCUCAUAUUUAUUUACAAUUACCAAUGCAGCGAGACACACAAAAGCACAGGAAUUAAUAGGACUUUGCACUAAGAAAAGUUGGGGAAAGAGGCAAUAUGAACACUGGAACAAUCAGUAUUUUCAGUGUCACAUGUAAAAAAAAAUGGCUGAAAAUAAGAGUGCCGUUUUAUGCUGUGUUUGGGUUCAGUUUUUAUUUUUUAGUCAUCUUUGUCAAAGGAGGGUGAAUUCUUUGUAGUAUUUUCUGCAAUCUUGCCUUUAAAUAAACGACUGUUGACUGCA